UAUGUAGUGUGUAAGAAGGCACGGCGGUAGCCAGAGCAGAGCUCUAUCAACAGAGUAGCAGGCCAGUGAGUGAGAGUGAGCGAGGAGACGAAGAAGACGGCUCGCUAAGAGUUACGCACUGAGUAUGUGCUGGCGGCGGAUAACGGCGAACGACGGACCAACAAAAAAAAAACAGAAAGAAGCGAAACAACAAAGUGUGCGUGCGCGUGUGUGUGUGCAUGUGCGUGUGUGGCUCGUCGUGUGUGUGUGCGUGUUUUUCUUUAUUUUCUUUUGUAACAACAAAACAACAUUACUUAAAUCAUAAUUAAUAUUAUCGAAAACGACGCAACUGCAGUCAGGGUAUUGAACACACUUUUCUGCCUCUGUAUGUCGCGACGCGAUAUCGCAGCAGAAGCGCAGCUUAAAUGAACUGCAAUAUAAAUGAAAUCAAAUCAAAACAAAGCAAACACACAAAACGUGAACAAAAGACAGAAAGUAUAACAUAGUAAAUACAACGAAGGACAAUAACAAAUUUUGCUGCUAUAGCAAUAGCAAGAAGAAGCAGAAGCAGGGGACAAGAUGACGGACUUUGUGGAGCUGAUGAACAGCAUGUCGAGCAAAUUUAACAGCGACUGCGCCACAAGCACUGCCGAAGGCGAUACGCUGCUCAAUUUGGAUUUGGCCGAGGAUAAAACGCUCAAGUGGCGCAAUUUGGCCAACAAUCAAUUUGCGUGCAAGGAUAAGGAGAAGAAGCAGCAGCAGCAGCAGCAGCACAACAGUCAGCAGCAGCAACAACAACAAAAUAACGAUGCUGCUGCUUCUGCUGCCAGCAGUGCUGCCAAUGCGAGUAAUGCAAAUGCCGAUGCCAGUGCUGCCCAUAACAACGAGAAGCAACAGGAGACGACGGCAACAACAACAACAGAACAACUCGAUGCGGAUGUUAAAGUGGAGACGGAAGCAACAAUCGCUGCUACCGAUGCUGGCGCUGAGCUUUUACAGUCGCCGUCGGCGUCGCAGUCGCCUCAAGGCCAGCGCCAAAGCCAAGGCGCCAAUGUAGCCGCCACUGCAGAAAUAACACAAAUUGCAGCAGCAGCAGAAGAUGAUGCGUCGAAAGCAACAGCAGCCGCAGUAGCAGCAGCAGACACACACGAAACAAAGUUUGCUGAAGCAGCAACAGCAGCAGCGACGUCGACGUCGACAGCGGCAGCGGCAGCGCCGCCUAACGAAACGACAGCCGACGAUGAUGACGAUGACGUUGCCGAAUGCGCACCCGAAGCAAAAGGCGAAGGCGACGCCGACGCCAAUGGCAGCGAUGACAUCGACGCUGCUGCGGCGACAACAACAAAUGCAAAUAAAGUAAAUGCUAUCGAAGAAGAAAAAGAGUCAACAGCAACGGCAACGGCAACAACAACAACUGCAGUCAAAGUGGAGCAGGAAGCGUGCAAAAUAGCAGAAACAACAACUACAACAACAACAACAGAAGCAGCAGCAGCUGUGACCGUAGCAGCAGCUGCUACAGAAAGUGCAUCAGCAACAACAACAAGUACAGCAGCAGCAGCACCAAUUACAACAACAGCCGAAAGCAUUAAGACUGAACAUGAAAAUGAAUUGGAAACCGCAAACGCAACCGCAACAACACCUAAAGAAGAGUUUUUGGAUGAAACGCAGGAGCAGCAAACGUCAGCGGCGGCUGCUGCUGCUGAAGUUGGAGUCGAGGUCACAACAACAACAACCGCAGCAGCAGAAAUAGCAUCAACGGCAUCCCCAAUGUUACUGGACGACGCUCCACUUGUUGUCAACGCUGCCGACGUCGCUGCUGACGCAACAGAUUCAACAUCAACGAAAGCUGCUCAGGGCGACGCUGGCAGCGACGACGUCACAGCCGAACCAGCGCCAGCAGCAGAAACUACAACUACAACAGUGACAGCAGAAGCAGAAGCAGCCGCAGAGGCAGCGGUGACUGCUGAUAAAAACGAACAAAAUGCUGCAGGCAGCAUGCGGCGACUUCGUGGCACGCCGCGUCCCACAGACGACGCAGAACUGCAACCGGAACAGACAUCGCUGCCAGUGGAACAGGAGCAGCAGCAGAAGCAGGAAGAGGAGCAGCCAAUACCGGAGUUGGAGCAGGCUACGGCGUCGGUAGAGUUGGCCACCGAGGAGAACAACCAAACGCCGCUGGUCAGCGAUGUGAAGAAGGAGCCAGAAAAGACGGCUGUCGAGGAGGCGACGCCAGCCGCAACGCCAGCGCCAAAACGCGGACGUGGACGUGCCAAAAAGAUAAAAACCGAUGCGGAUCAAAUCACAGUUGCCGAAACGGAGCAGCCAACAGCUGAGGAGACAACAUCGCCGACGCCGACGCCAACACCCACGCAGCCAGAGCGUAAAGUGGGACGACGACGCAAGCUGCCAGAGGAUGAGUUGUCAACGGAGUUGCUGGUGGUGAAACUGGAGCACGAGGAUGACAGCAACACAACAGCUGGAGCCACAACAACUGCACCCAGUGGCGAUGCAAAGCGCAUGCGACGCAGCGUGCGUCUGGGCAAUCGUCAUGAUCUCUCCGCUGCGGCUGUUGCAGUCUGCUGGCCGGAUGAGAUCAAAGCGGAGCCACUGACGACAACAGCCCAGGAGCAGGUGCAGCCAUCCAACACCCAGCAGCUGUCAGUGGCAACAGUGGCUGCUGCAGCUCCUCCAGCUUCUGUUGUGGAAGCGCUGCCCGCUGUUGCGACGGUGCUGGACGAAAAGACGCCACCAAAGAAGCGCGGACGCAAGGCCAAAUUGCCAGCCACAGCGCCAGCGGCGACAAUCGUUCAAUCAACGUCACAAGCGGCAAGUGUUGCAGCUGCCAGCAGCAACAUGGGCAACACAACAGCAACAGCUGCAGCGCUGUCCAAUGGCAAUAAGCGUGCGCUUAGCUCGAUGUCCGGCAGCAGCGUGAGCGAUGUCCAGCUGCCAAAGCGCUCGAAGCGACGCAUCAAGCCAACGCCCAAGAUACUGGAGAACGACGAGCUGCGCUGCGAAUUCGAGACGAAGCGCAUCGAACGCUUGACCCACUGGGAGGCAGCUGCCGAAGGCGAAGCUGCCGCUGCCGCACACUUUGAGACGCCGUUGCAAUCAUGUGGAGGUGGCGCAGGAUCGAAUGGAGGUUCAUCGACGUCGCGUCAGAAGAGCGACAAAUCGGAUGGCGGGGGAAGCGGCUUCGAGCAGCAUCCGGCUGGGAGUAAUUCGAUUAAGAAGCGUCUGUUCUCUAAGUCACAGCGUGACAUUGACAACUCUGGGGCGGCAUUGUUGGCGCAAAGUCUGCUGCCGCCGUGUCCCGAUCUCGAGCAGUUCAUCAGCGACAUCAAGGCGGCCAAACUGAAUGCGAAUCGCUCGCCCGAGGAGCGCAAGCUGAACAAGAAGCAGCAACGCAAGCUUGCCAAGCAAAAGGAGAAGCAUCUGAAGACGCUGGGCUUGCGGCGCAACAACAGCGAGGAGGCCAGCGACAACGAUAGCUCCAACACGGACAACGAGGAGUUUGUGCCCACCACCCGAGUCCAAGUGGGCAAACCAAGUGUAACGCUGCGACUGCGCAAUGCCAGCAAGGAGACGACCGUCGGCAGCCGGACGAAGCAAUCGCUUUCGUUGCCACCGCCAUCCGCAGCAGCAGCAGCCACGAUUGCACCGCCUCCAGCAACAACCACAGCGAGUGGCAAGCUAAGUCGACGCGUUGGCGUGCGUGGCGCCAACGCAGCAGCAGCUGCUGCAGCUGGAGGUGGAGGAGGAGGAGCGACGACCACGACGCUGGAUCAUGCUCAGUUGCAGGCCUUGAAUAGCGCCAUUUUGGCCGCUGCCCAUGAUGCGAGCGAUGCUGUGGCCAGCACCUCGGCUGCCGCUGCCGCAGCGGCUGCUGUUGUCAAAUUCAUCUGUUUGUGCCAGAAGAGUUCGCCGUAUUAUGCGCCCAAUGCUCCGGAUGCUUCGUAUUGCUGUGCCAUCGACAACAUUGAUGAGCAGAAGAUUGGCUGCUGCAAUGAGCUCUCUGCCGGCGUCCACAAUCUCUUGCGUCCCAGCCAGCGAGUGGGCUACAUGAUACUCUGUGAUGAGCACAAGAAGCGAUUGCAGUCCCACAAUUGCUGCGCCGGCUGUGGCAUUUUUUGCACACAGGGCAAAUUCGUGCUAUGCAAGCAACAGCACUUCUUUCAUCCGGACUGCGCGCAACGCUUCAUCUUGAACAGUCCCUACGACAAUGGCGCCAGCAAUAACAACGGCUCCUCCUCCUCCUCACACAGUUAUCCCAGUCCGCUGCUGGUGCUUAAGUGUCCGCACUGCGGUCUCGAUACGCCGGAGCGCACCUCAACCGUAACCAUGAAAUGCCAAACAUUGCCCGUCUUUCUGCCCGCCCAGAAGACCAAAAUCAAACCCGCCAAGCUGACGACGUCAGCGCAUCUCACGCAGUUCGCUAAGCCCAGCGCCAAAGGAGCCUCAACAUCGAGUGCCACACGUGGCAAGAACAGCGCAGUUAUCGGCAACGUCGCCUCCACGUCCAGCAAAUCGAAUGGCACGCGUGCCAACAGCAGCAGCAAUGGCAAGGCAUCGACAGCAGCCUCGACGGCAUCGUCAACAGCGGCAACAACAGCAGCAGGAGCGAGUGGCGGUAAUAGUGCGGGAAAUGCACUCAACGUCAUCAACUUUGAACAGCUGAUACCCGAGUCCGUGAUGAAUGUGGUGCAACGUGGUCGCAUGGUUUCCUCCAGCGGUCGCGUCACCACCGAGUUCAACUCACGCGACAUGUACUACGCGGUGCAGAACGAUGAUCUGGAGCGUGUGGCCGAGAUACUAGCUGCCGAUUACAAUGUGCUGACUCGAAUGCGUGAAUAUCUUAACGGUACCUGCCUGCAUCUGGUCGCUCACUCUGGCACUCUCCAGAUGGCUUAUUUGCUGCUCUGCAAGGGCGCCAGCUCGCAGGAUUUCGUCAACAUCGUGGACAGCGAAUUGCGCACCGCAUUGAUGUGCGCUGUCACCAAUGACAAAUGCGAUAUGCUCAAUUUGUUUCUGCAAUGCGGCGCCGAUGUGGCCAUCAAGGGUCCAGAUGGCAUGACGAGUCUGCAUAUUGCAGCCAAGCUGGGUAAUCUGGAUGCGGCACAGCUCAUUGUGGACAGCUAUCGCGCUUCGCGCAAUAUUGCCAACUUUCUGAGCUUCAUCGACACCCAAGACGAGGGCGGCUGGACGGCGAUGGUCUGGGCAGCUGAGCUGGGACACACGGAUAUCGUCAGUUUGCUACUUAAUCAUGGCGCAGAUGCGAACAUUUGCGACAAUGACAACAACACGGUGUUGCAUUGGUCGACGCUGCACAACGAUGGCCUCGAGACGAUCACGGUGCUGCUGCAAGCGGGCGCCGAUUGCAAUGUGCAGAAUGUCGAGGGCGAUACGCCGCUUCACAUUGCGUGUCGUCAUUCGGUGACGCGUAUGUGCAUCGCAUUGAUAGCGAAUGGCGCCGAUCUGAUGAUCAAGAACAAGGCGGAGCAGCUGCCCUUCGAUUGCAUACCCAAUGAGGAGUCGGAAUGCGGACGAACCGUUGGCUUCAACAUGCAGAUGCGCAGCUUCCGUCCGCUCGGACUGAGGACGCGAGUUGUGUGCGCCGAUGCCUCGAAUGGCCGUGAAUCGCGUCCGAUUCAGGCGGUCCGCAAUGAGCUGACAAUGUCGGAGCACGAGGACGAGGCGGACGCAUUGAUGUGGCCCGAUUUCAAGUACAUUACCAAUUGCAUAAUAUUGCAGAAUCCGGUGCAGAUCGAUCGUCGGGUGUCGCAGAUGCGCAUCUGCUCCUGCCUCGACAGUUGCAGCAGUGAUCUUUGCCAGUGCAACGGCGCCUCAUCGCAGAACUGGUACACGGCCGAGAGUCGACUCAAUUGUGACUUUAACUACGACGAUCCGGCGGUGAUCUUUGAAUGCAACGAUGUCUGUGGCUGCAAUCAGUUGUCGUGCAAGAAUCGCGUGGUGCAGAAUGGUACACGAACGCCGCUGCAGAUUGUGGAGUGCGAGGAGCCAGCCAAGGGCUGGGGAGUGCGUGCGUUGGCCAAUGUGCCCAAGGGCACCUUUGUGGCCAGCUAUACGGGCGAGAUUCUCACCGCACCGGAGGCGGAUCGACGCACUGAUGAUAGCUACUACUUUGAUCUGGACAAUGGGCAUUGCAUCGAUGCGAAUUAUUACGGCAAUGUCAGUCGCUUCUUCAAUCAUUCGUGCGAACCAAAUAUAUUGCCUGUGCGUGUCUUUUACGAGCAUCAGGAUUAUCGCUUUCCCAAAAUUGCCUUUUUCGCCUGCCGCGACAUCGACGCCGGCGAGGAAAUCUGCUACGAUUAUGGUGACAAGUUCUGGCGUGCGGAGCAACGUGCCAGCGGCGGCGGUUGUCGUUGUCUCACAGCCAGCUGCAAGUACGCGUUGCAUAGCGGCAGCUCGAAUGCUUCGCCCACAGUGACGGGCGGCGAGGAGGAAGCGCUGCCAGUGGCUGCGGAGGCUGUGCGACAAGAGCAAUGCCAAACGCCAACACUUUAAACAGAGGACACAACAAACAGUGAACGGGAUAAGUCAAAUCAAAACAAAUCAAUUCGACAAGGACUCUCUUGGCCAAGCCAAGUUGCCAAGCAUCACACACAAAGGAAAAAGGAAUUGCAAGCGCCAUAUUACAAAUAAAUAUGCAAAAUACAACACAAAAAAACAACAAGAAUAGCAGCAGCAGCAGCAACAAUAUGCAAAUUGUUGAUGUGUUGGCAAUCUGCGACUGCCAAAAUAUGUUUGAAGGUUUUAUCUACCUACACAUUUAAUUUAGUUAUUUGUUUAUACAUGAAUGUAUAUGUAUGUAGCAUGUAUGUGUUGACACACAUUAUUUUUUUUUUUAUUAUUAUUAUUAUGUAUUUGUUUUUAUGAGCUAAUUAAAUACGUUUUCUUUUUACUACUUUUAAUGACAAAACAAAAACACACAAAAUCAUACAAUAAGCUGCAUGCCGCAUUGUGCAAUACAAAAAUAAUGGCAAAACAAAACAAUCUAUAAAUAUAUAUAUAUACAAGAUAUAUGUAUACAUAAAUAUUUAAGACAUCCCUUUUUUUUUGUAUUGUUUAAAUGUUAAGCUAAACGAUUGAGAGAGCGAAGAACAAACGCGAAAAGCAGAGAGAAUUUUGUAUCUAGUCAUAGGCAACAAUACAUAAGCAUAUAGAAAGCACAUACAUAUAUAUAAUACGUAUGUACAGAUACUAUAUACUACUAUAUACUAUAUGUAUGUAUGUAAUUGGAAUUGUUAAAUGAGCUUUAACAAGCAGCAACAAUGCAACACACAAUAGCGAGACAACAACAACAGCAAAAGCAACAACCAACAACCAAUCGCACUAACGACGUGAAUUUAACAAUAAAUUGUAACUUGUUUUCUACUACAAUAUAUAACUAGUUAUAUCUAAUAUGCAUGUGUAUGUAUCUAUGUUUGUGUAUGUGUUUCUUUGGCAAACAUUAUUUAGACCAAUUCGAUGGAGCAUCGAGCAUGCAUUCAAACUAAACAUAAAUCUAUAACAAAUUAUACACAACAACAAAAGAAUCAAAAUUGAUAAUUGAAUGUUUGUGCUGGGCAAAGUACUGAUAGUCGUUAAUACUUGUUACAUUGAACAUUGUAUUUUAGCCAUAAAUACUCACACACACACAUACACAGAUUCAUACAUAGCGAAGCAAACGAAAAAAACUAGUUUUGAAUGCAGAAAUUGAGAUUGUGUGCGAGAGAUAAAAGAGGUGUUGCCCAUUGUCGUGUCGCCCAUUUCCGAAUUCUUUUUGUUACUUUUUUUUUGUUUUAUUUUUGGUUUUGUAGUUUAAACGGCAAAGCAACUGUAACAGUUAACGGCGGAUGCUGACGUCGAAGUUACAGCCUGGUCGCUACUGUUAUGGUUAAUUGAACUGUAAUGGCUGCUGCAUUUUCGCUUUGCGCAAGAAAGCCACAAGUGCCUCAAAAGCUUUCAAAGAACCCCGCGCCGCCCCACUGUAUGGCUCAUUCCCUCGACUGGAUCGAGUUCAAUAUUACGUGUGGAGGCCAGGACACAAGGUACUACAGGAAUAAUACAACAUAAAAAAAAAAAUACAAUACAAUACAUUGACUGCAAUGCAUUUUGAGAUGU
Messenger RNA from Drosophila sulfurigaster albostrigata, 8103 nucleotides. It is a transcript of the gene G9a, whose product is annotated as mucin-5AC. The coding region runs from base 559 to 6504 and encodes 1981 amino acids. Gene Ontology annotation, cellular component: nucleus. NCBI's taxonomy places the organism in Eukaryota, Metazoa, Arthropoda, Insecta, Diptera, Drosophilidae. The record is from RefSeq and is a predicted model, not a curated record. The transcript has 11 exons. Gene Ontology annotation, molecular function: p53 binding; histone methyltransferase activity; zinc ion binding.